Molecule: messenger RNA, 1605 nt
Organism: Salvia miltiorrhiza (redroot sage)
Lineage: Eukaryota; Viridiplantae; Streptophyta; Magnoliopsida; Lamiales; Lamiaceae
Exons: 6
Coding region: 1-1605 (534 amino acids)
Source: RefSeq, a predicted model, not a curated record
AUGUGUGAUAAGUGGUGGGGGAUGAGUAAUUUUGAUUGGGCUGUGAGGGAGUCAGAAGGCAGAUCAGGUGGAAUACUAUCGGUCUGGAACAAGGAUAAGUUUGUGGCAACUAGUAAAUGGAACGUGACGGGGGCUGUUAUUGUUAAUGGGAUUUGGCUACAAGGAGGCCUGCAUUGUUGUUUUGUUAAUGUGUAUGCGCCCAUGGGAACCACCGAAAAGGAAUCUUUGUGGGAUACAUUACAGCUUAUUGCUCUUCAAAACAAAGACUCGUGCCUGUGUUCUCUUGGCGACUUCAACGCAGUGCGUGAUUCAGGAGAAAGGGUGGGGAAAGGUGCUGUCUUUAAUCAAGCAGAUGCAAGGUCUUUUGACGCUUUUAUUAGGCAAAGUAAUCUGCUGGAAAUCAGAACACAGGGAAGAAAGUUUACGUGGUAUCAACCUGGUGGAGGAUGCAAGAGCAAACUAGACAGAUUUAUGGUCAACGAGAAAUGGAUGCAGGAAUGGCCAGACACAGUCGGAAGGGGGCUUCAGAGAUCAGUGUCGGACCAUUAUCUUAAGGAUGAACUUCAGGAGCUGGACAUUUUUGAUGACACCUUUGGUCUUGAGGAGAGUGAGACAAUCAGGAGAAAUGAAUUACGAGCAAAGAUUUUCCUUAAAUCCAAAGAAAAAUGGCUUGAAGUUGGGGGUUGCUGGAUCGAGGAUCCAAAGAUCAUUAAGGAGAACGUCAAAACGUUCUUCGAGAAUCACUUCAAGAAGACGCCGCGCGUCCUACCUAUGAUACCGGGAGAUUUCACUGCUCGGAAAAUUUCUGCAGCAAAUAAUGCGGAGCUGAUCAAACCUUUUUCAGAAUCAGAAAUUAAAGAGGCCAUUUGGAGCUGUGACGGUGACAAGAGCCCGGGACCGGAUGGCUUUAACCUCAAGUUCUGGAAAGCGUCAUGGGAUAUUAUCAAGAAAGAUUUUUUAAAGGUUUUGGCGAAUAGGAUGAAACAGGUCAUGGAUUCAGUUAUUUCGGAUAAUCAGAGUGCCUUCAUUGGCGGCCGUUACAUCCUAGAUGGGGUGGUGGUUCUAAAUGAAGCAAUCGCGGAGGCUUCUAAGAAGAGAAAGGGGAGGAUUAUCUUCAAGGUGGAUUUCGCGAAAGCCUAUGACUCCGUUGAGUGGGAUUUCUUGGAUUUAAUGCUUGAAAGAAUGGAUUUUGAGCCAUUAUGGAGGAAAUGGAUCCGAGCGGAGGGGCUCCACUCUUUGAUUACGAGAGCUGUUGAGAAGGAGCUGAUUAAGCCGGUAAAGGUAGGAAAUGAUGACAUUUCAAUUCCGCACCUCCAAUACGCCGAUGACACGGUCUUCUUGAUGGAGGAUGAUGAAAGAAAUGCAGUGGCAGUUAAAAUGAUUCUCAGAGUGUUCCAGCUACUAUCAGGGCUUGCCGUCAAUUUCAAAAAAUGCUGUCUCUUCGGAGUUGGGGUCGAGGAGGAUACGAUCGAGAGGAUGGAGGCUGUUUUGGGUUGUGAUGUGGGCUCCUUACCUUUCAAUUACCUCGGUAUUAAAGUGGGCAGCAAGGGCAAAAAGGUUGCUGAUUGGAAAUACUUGGUUGAGAAGGAAAAUCAAACACAAUAG